AUUAAUUACUCCUGAAGUGGAAACCGUAAACCUAUGACUGAAAUGGCUCAGGCGACAUUCACUCCAGACGAUGAGAAGGUUGUAGAUUUUAGACUACCGAGUGGCCAUAAAAUACCUGCCGUUGGAUUAGGCACGUGGAAAUCUGGAUUGCCCCGAGACUCUGUCUUCACUGCCAUUGUUGAGGCUGGUUACAGGCAUGUGGAUACGGCGUGGGAGUAUGGAGUUCAACAUGAGGUAGGAGAAGGAAUUAAUUCGGCCAUACACGCAGGAGUGGAGAGGAAGGCUUUGUUCAUCACGUCUAAGUUAUGGUGCACUGAGUUGACUCCAGAAAGAGUUCGCCUAGCCCUCCAAAAUACACUUCAAGAACUGAAACCUGACUACCUCGAUCUCUAUCUGAUUCAUUGGCCAUUCCACUUGAAAGAUGGAGCCAGCAGACCUCCAAAAGCGGGGGACAUUUUGGAUUUCGACAUGGAAGGAGUUUGGGAGGAAAUGGAGAAACUUGUAAAUGACGAUCUUGUUAGAGACAUUGGAGUUUGCAAUUUCACACUGAAGAAACUGCACAAGUUACUAAGUUUUGCUAAGAUAAAGCCUUCUGUAUGCCAGAUGGAGAUGCAUCCGGGAUGGAGGAAUGACAAAAUACUGGAGGCCUGCAAUAAAAAUGGCAUCCAUGUUACGGCAUAUUCGCCAUUGGGUUCACAAGAAGGUGGACGGGACCUCAUUCACGAUCCUAUUGUGGAGAGGGUAGCAAGGAAACUCAACAAGAGCCCAGGGCAGGUGCUUGUGCGGUGGGCUAUUCAGAGAGGAACAAGUGCCAUUCCGAAAUCAAGUAACUAUGAAAGGAUUAAAGAGAAUAUAAAGGUGUUUGGAUGGGAAAUCCCAGAGGAGGACUUUCAAGCACUAUGUAGCGUUCCACAGCAGAAACGAGUAUUGAAUGGUGAAAGCUUGUUCGUGAACAAGACAGACGGACCUUACACGAAUGUGGCUGAUAUUUGGGACCACGAAGAUUACGAUAUUGAUGGUCCAUAGUAAAUGAGCUGCUAGCAAUGGUCAGUCUCGAACUUGUGUGUAGGACGUAUAUUCAGUAUUUGAUCUCUUAGGCUCGUUUAUCAGUUUAUGUAUGUUCUCUGUCAUAAUGGUACUUGUUCUCAUCUGCAAUAAAGUCUACUUGAAGCAGA
Messenger RNA from Olea europaea var. sylvestris, 1175 nucleotides. Its product is annotated as aldose reductase. The record is from RefSeq and is a predicted model, not a curated record. Gene Ontology annotation, molecular function: aldose reductase (NADPH) activity. NCBI's taxonomy places the organism in Eukaryota, Viridiplantae, Streptophyta, Magnoliopsida, Lamiales, Oleaceae. Bases 34 to 1026 code for a protein of 330 amino acids. Gene Ontology annotation, cellular component: cytosol. The transcript is spliced from 8 exons.